UUCACUUCAUCUUGAUGCUGCUUCCUCCUUUGUGUUCUCACACCGCGCUUCCGAUGAUGUCUCUCCUUUCGGCCGCUGGAGCUGAACCGGGGCUGCAGGCUAGUGCUCCUGUCGUCAGGCUUUCUUCUGGGUGAAUAUUUUCGUCCCGCGAGCCGUGUUUUGGCGUCGCCGGGCUGCUCUCGCCUCGGCCGGGGCCCACGCAGGGGCGUGCGUUUCCGCUGCGCCUCCACGCUGCCACGGCUUCUGCUUUUCCUCCCGGGCUGAGCGAGAGCCCGGUUCAGCUGCGGGAACCGCCGCAGACGCCCGGGGGAUCGCGCGCUCUCCUGCCGUCCUUGCGCUCGGCGUCCAGCGAGGGGGGAGAGCCCAGCGGGGGGGGGAAGCCGCCACGCCCCCGCCAUGCGUCUCCUGUGAAGCCCCCGAUGAGUGCGGAGGAGGUUUCGGAGGGUUCCCCCUCUCCCUCGCCCCCCGCUAGCGACUGCGACUGCCCCCCGAGGAAUAGGGGGAGGAGCAGGAGGAGGAGGAGGGGGAGGAGGCGGUCCUGGGCGCUCCUGGCGCUGACGCUCACCGCCGUCGCCGCGGCCUGCGUCUCCGCGCUUUCCUUCCACCGCGUGCAGGCCCUGAGGUCCGAGCUGUCGGCCCUGCGCUCCGAGAUCCUCCGGCGGUGGGAGGAGGAGAGCGACGGGGCCGCCCAACGGGAUGCUGAGAAAGCGGAGGACGGACACGGGGAGCUGCUGCGUUCCAGCAGUGGACCAGAACCCCGCCCCAGCGCGCGCAGCCCAAAGUCACAGCAAGUGCUCCAGGCCUGCCUGCAGAUGACGGGAGACAGCAGCCGAAGAACCACGCAGAGGGGCAGUUACACAGCCCUCCCCUGGCAGGCCGGGCUCAGACAGGGCACCGCCCUGCAGGAAGAGGAGAACGCCAUCCUGGUCAGAGAGGACGGCUUCUACUUCGUCUACAGCCAGGUUUAUUACAAGGAUAAAACCUUUGCCAUGGGUCACAUUCUCCAGAGGAGGCAGAGGGUCGUGGGUGACCAGCCGCAGGAGGUCAUUUUGUUCCGGUGCAUACAGAACAUGGACCGAAACCAUCCCUACAACACCUGCUACACGGGAGGGAUCGUCAGACUAGAGGCCGGAGACCGGCUCGAGCUGCUGAUCCCUCGCCAGUACGCCAACGUGUCUCUGGAAGGAGACGCCACGUUCUUCGGCGCGGUCCGGCUGGCGUGACCGGCACUGGUACACCAGGCAGCCGCUGGGAUGGGUAGGGUGAGAAGAAUGAGGACACUCUUUUGAGGGGGGGGGGGGUGGAGAUGUAUACUGUAUGAAUAAAAAGAGAAGGUACACACACCCCAAUUAAGGAGGCGCUCAAAAAAAAAAACGGGCGAGAAAUUUUCAGAGGUGGCACGCCUUUCUUCAUUUCCGUAGUUGCAUUUGGGCGUGUCCUUAAUGAAAGCGCUGAGGACCGAAAGCCUCGACUCCUGGUUGGUGAACGCGGUUUCAUAAACCUGCGCGGCCUCGACUUCAGUCCCCAUGUCUGGCGGCAGACGCUGCCGGGUUCCCAGCGCACGCGUGACGUUGGUGCUUCUCCUCAGCGUUCGACAGAAAUAGCGCUGACCGCCAUGAGGCGCGUAAAAGCAGAAGUGUUCUCCGCACAGCCGUCGGACGGACGUUAAUGCGCGGUGUGCGGGAAGUUCACAGCUGGCUGGUUCACGUGACUUGAGAUAUGCAUGGUAAGUUUGCGGUGUCUGUGAUGUCAGAGCUAUUCCGGACAAGCCACCCUGAAGAGCUGCUCUGUUAAAGGGCCAUACACCCAGUAUUAUUAACUCCCGUUGUUGAACUUACGCAUUAGCUUGUAGACAUUAGGGGCAGCUCCCAUUUCCUUGUCUGAAUUAAAUGAAUUUCUCAAUGAUUUAAUAGCAUUUUAUGCAUUUCAUGUAACCUAUAGAGUACUGUUUCUGUGUAUUAAAUAAUUGUUUCUUAUUUAUUGUUACUCAAGCUAUUUUCCAUCUUUUGAAUAAAUAUUCUAUCUAAUA
Anguilla rostrata (American eel) is the source of this 2029-nucleotide messenger RNA. RefSeq names its product TNF superfamily member 13b (gene tnfsf13b). Bases 420 to 1223 code for a protein of 267 amino acids. The record is from RefSeq and is a predicted model, not a curated record. The transcript is spliced from 6 exons. Gene Ontology annotation, molecular function: receptor ligand activity; tumor necrosis factor receptor binding. Lineage: Eukaryota; Metazoa; Chordata; Actinopteri; Anguilliformes; Anguillidae. Gene Ontology annotation, cellular component: membrane. Gene Ontology annotation, biological process: positive regulation of B cell proliferation; immune response.